This is a messenger RNA of Fopius arisanus, 1528 nucleotides long. Its product is annotated as secretin receptor-like. The record is from RefSeq and is a predicted model, not a curated record. Gene Ontology annotation, cellular component: plasma membrane. Lineage: Eukaryota; Metazoa; Arthropoda; Insecta; Hymenoptera; Braconidae. Bases 95 to 1480 code for a protein of 461 amino acids. Gene Ontology annotation, biological process: cell surface receptor signaling pathway; adenylate cyclase-modulating G protein-coupled receptor signaling pathway. The transcript is spliced from 9 exons. Gene Ontology annotation, molecular function: G protein-coupled peptide receptor activity; peptide hormone binding.
AAGAAAAGUGUGGGUUACAUUACAGAUUCAAUUGGCAGCGGUAACAGACGUUUCGCGGACGCACUUGACAGUGAGUCAGACGAGCAGUGGCAGAAUGACAAAGGAUGACACAGAGAGGUUUCAGCGUGAACAAGAGAAAAUUUGUAAAGUACUGAUAAGUGAAUAUAUCGUGAAUAAUGAGACAGAUGAGUGUCCGCCAACCUUUGAUGGACUACUUUGUUGGCCAAGUACAGUUGCCAAUGCAACAGCUAUACUGUCAUGCCCACCGCAAGCUGUUCUUGGGUAUGAAAAUCCAAACAAUGGCACCUCAACGAAACAAUGUCUUCCUGGUGGGCACUGGUACAAUAAUCCCGCUGGAAUAAUCUGGACCAAUUAUUCCCUCUGUACACCACCCCCCGAUUACUCUGUGACAGGAGUUGAAAGUAUAGACAUCACACAUUCCGAAUUCGCCAAGACCAGCAACUCCACUAUUCUAAUCAAAUGGGUACCAAUAAUAAAAACCAUAGCAAAUGUCGGUUAUGCUUCCUCAAUGACAACGUUAAUCAUAGCCCUGAUAAUAUUUUCACUCUUAAGAAAAUUGCGAAAUCAUCGAAAUCGUCUUCACAUGCAUUUAUUCGUCUCUUUCAUCAUGAGAGCGUUCAUGGCUCUCCUUAAAGACAAAAUCACUGUAGACGGUCUGGGUUCAACUUGGAAUAUCAUCCUGGUAGAUGGAAAAAGUACAUUCGUCACCGAAAAGCACUAUUGGGUUUGCAAAGUAAUUACGAGCGUUUGGCAGUACUUUAUUGUGGCUAAUUACGCCUGGAUCUUUAUGGAAGGACUUUACCUCCACAAUCUUGUCUUUCUCGCAUUUUGCGCUGACACAUCUGCAAUCACUGUCUACAUAAUCCUCGGUUGGGGAUUACCAGCAAUUGUUGUUGGGGUGUGGAUUGCAAUUCGUGUUUUCAUGGAAAACACUUUGUGCUGGACGAUGCACAACAAUCCAAAUUUUUUUCUAAUCAUUCGAAUUCCGAUAAUGAUAUCUAUCCUGUUGAACUUCAUUCUUUUCUUGAAUAUCGUGAGGGUAUUAUUGAUAAAAAUGAAGACCUCUGUACAUCUACAACGCAAGAAAAUGCAUUAUGGGAGGUGGGCUAAAUCGACAUUGGUGUUGGUCCCACUCUUCGGUGCCCAUUACACAAUUUUCAUUGGUCUAUCUUACCACCCAGAUCACCAGGUCGAACUCAUCUGGCUCUUCUGCGAUCAAUUAUUUGCGUCAUUCCAGGGAUGCUUCGUCGCUCUUCUUUAUUGUCUGAUGAACGGUGAGGUACGAGCAGAGAUGAGACGAGCCUGGAGGGCCCAGAGAUCUCGUCGAGGUGCCGAUUCUCUCAUACUGACCCAGAGAAAUUUCGGAAAAACCGGAGAAAAAAGCCGAAGAAGUAUCAGAGCAAAUAAUCCCACCAACACCACUCGGGCUCCAAACUAUCAGCAAACACUCCACGUUUAACUAGACGCUCACGAUGUCUGAGCAUUCUCUGCUCUGCAUGAAUCCAGG